Pundamilia nyererei is the source of this 1113-nucleotide messenger RNA. Its product is annotated as histone H4. Gene Ontology annotation, molecular function: protein heterodimerization activity; DNA binding; structural constituent of chromatin. Gene Ontology annotation, cellular component: nucleosome. The record is from RefSeq and is a predicted model, not a curated record. The transcript has 2 exons. The coding region runs from base 296 to 607 and encodes 103 amino acids. NCBI's taxonomy places the organism in Eukaryota, Metazoa, Chordata, Actinopteri, Cichliformes, Cichlidae.
UUGAGCAUGCAUCAAGACGUUUAAAUGCCAAUAAAUUGUUAAAAUUGAAAAGCAUGUGUCUCUUUGAUUCAAAUGUGAUUAUUUGUAAAUAUGUCGCUGAUAUUAAAAACAGUUUUAAAUGUUUUAAUUCAUGUUCAGACACAACGAGAACAACCAUACUCGAAAGGGCAGGUCCCUGUUUCCUAUUACGUCCUCAAAUCACGUUGUCGCUGGGGGCUUUCAAAUACGUCCGUUGUACUGACUUAAAGUCGCACCGGUGCGGUGACUUUUCAUCAGUAUCACUUUAGCUGACAAAAUGAGUGGACGCGGAAAAGGGGGAAAGGGACUCGGGAAAGGAGGCGCUAAACGGCACCGCAAAGUUCUCCGUGAUAAUAUCCAAGGCAUUACUAAGCCCGCCAUUCGUCGUCUAGCCCGUCGCGGUGGUGUGAAGCGUAUCUCCGGCCUGAUUUACGAGGAGACCCGUGGUGUACUUAAGGUGUUUCUGGAGAACGUAAUCCGCGAUGCAGUCACCUACACCGAGCACGCCAAGAGAAAGACUGUGACCGCAAUGGAUGUGGUGUAUGCUCUUAAAAGGCAGGGCCGUACUCUAUACGGUUUCGGAGGUUAACGCUACUGUCUUGAUUCCAACACAACAGCUCUUUUAAGAGCCACAUAACUCGUCUUAAGAAAUAAGUGUUCCAACUUUACAAUUAGUGGCUUGGGUACACCGAAUUAUGUGAAACUGUUAAGAGUGCUAAUGAGACUCUUAAACAUUGCAACGUGAUUGUACAUAGAACUUAUGGGCCGUUGAAACGGCCGUUGUGGCUGUAAGUAACUCGUUGGGCUGGCUUCGUGCCCCAAACAAAAAUGGCGACGCCGCUGAUGUGAAGUAAACAAUGUUAACUUUUUUUCCACCUAGCUUUCCAAUAUCCACCUUUCCUAACCUUAAAAUGACUGUCUUGCUCAUUUCUCAAUGAAACUCUAUUUCCCUGUAAAAACCUAACAUUAGUUGCCUUAGGACAUAACUACUUUUUUUUUAAACAAAAUGGAUGCCAUAACGCGCUGUGACGUAGUCUCUAGAAAUGGCUUCUAAUCCGGUGAACAUUUUCUAUUUAGAGUUAUAUCAGAAAAGCA